AGACUGCUUUAGUUUGGAGCAGCCAACAGUGAACAACCUCCAGCCUCUUGUCUGAUUAGUGAUGGAGGAUUAAAAUGGUGAGGAAGAAAAAACGUCCACUUUCUGAAAUCUGCAGAAGCAUGAUGUGGGAUGGAUAAACAACAACCAAACUCUGCUAUGGCCUCUAAUGACCCUGACCUUCCUGACCCCUCCGAUGACCCCCAGCCUGGUGACCUCAUUGAGAUCUUCAGACCAGCUUAUCAGCACUGGGCUCUCUACCUGGGAGAUGGUUACAUCAUCAACUUGACUCCUGUUGAUGAGAGCCAGGCCGCCGCCAUGUCCAGUGUGAAGUCCGUCUUCAGCAGGAAGGCCGUGGUGCGCAUGCAGCUGCUGAAGGAGGUGGUGGGCAGCGACUCGUACCGCGUCAACAACAAAUACGACGACAACCACACUCCCCUCCCCAUCUGUGAGAUCAUCGAGCGAGCUCAAGUCCUCAUUGACCAGGAGGUGUCUUAUGACUUGCUGGGGAGCAACUGCGAGCACUUUGUUACCCUUCUGCGCUAUGGACAGGCGGUGUCCGAACAGGCUUCACGAGCCAUUGGAGCCAUCAGCGUGGUGACGGCUGCAGCCAGCGCCUUCUCUGUCCUGGGGCUGAUCAACACGCGUUCCAGAAACAGACCUUUCUGACGGAGGCAAACCUCACCCGAGGCUGUCGUCUCUCAACGAUCAUGCAGCUGUUAUUGAAAGCAAAACCAAUAAAGUAUUCAUCAGAAUGGAACUGACUUUGUUGUUUAAGGAUUAAAAACUACACUGCCUGUA
Oryzias latipes (Japanese medaka) is the source of this 798-nucleotide messenger RNA. RefSeq names its product phospholipase A and acyltransferase 1 (gene plaat1). Gene Ontology annotation, molecular function: A2-type glycerophospholipase activity; glycerophospholipid phospholipase A1 activity. Lineage: Eukaryota; Metazoa; Chordata; Actinopteri; Beloniformes; Adrianichthyidae. Gene Ontology annotation, biological process: N-acylphosphatidylethanolamine metabolic process. Gene Ontology annotation, cellular component: cytoplasm. The record is from RefSeq and is a predicted model, not a curated record.